AUGGACGAUUUCAGCUCCAUUAGCCUUCUUUCCCUGGCCAUGCUGAUUGGCUGCUACGUGUCUGGAAUCAUUCCACUUGCAAUUAAUUUUUCAGAGGUAAGCAAUUGUUCCUGUUUCAUAUCUUAUUACAUAGUCCAAAAUUUCAAGCAUGAAGCAGAUAUUUAGAGAAAAUAUAAAUUCAGCUGGCAAAAAUGCUAGCAAAUCUAUAGAUGAUUAGAAAAAAAAUAUAAUUCCUCCAUCACUUGUCGAACAAUUGACAGCGCAGAGGUGUAUGUUACCAGUUGAAGGACAUUGGAGAGCAAGAGAAAUCUCCUAGAGGAGGAUGCCCCCCCAUCACACAUUGUGAUAAUGAAAGGGUUAAAUAACCGGAUAAACACUUACCUUAUUCCAGCACUGAGGAACCUAAUAAUCAAUUCUUUUCUAUGGAGAUUUGGAAGACGCAGGAAGUCCUCAUAUGCAGUCCUCCAUGAAACUGCAGUCUUAACCAUGCAAUGUAAAUGUUGCAGUUUCUCUAAAACUGCAGGGUUAAGGUGACAGGGACACUGCAUGCAGACCACUUUAAUGAGUUGAAGGGAUCUGGGUGUCUAUAGUGUCCCUUUAAUUGUUUGACCUGCACUAGUGUAUACACAUACAGCCAUUUGACAGUUUAAGAUGACAUGAUGCACCUUAUUUGUAUUUCAUAAAGGAACAGUGUCAUUGCUUCUUCUGAUAAAAGCACAACAUGUUCUUGCCUAUAGUCUGUGCUUUAUGGCAGGUAUAACAAAGUGGGAAAUGUUGUGGCCUGGAAUCAUGUUGUACAAUGCAGAAAUAGGUGGGGGAGUAGAUAAAUGUGCAGAGGUGAUGCAUGGUCAGGACCAGAAUCACUACUUUCGUCAUUGAUAUUUCAAUAUCGGAAUCACUGCUGCCUUCCAUCUGUGGUUGACUCCAAACUUGUUUUUGAUGGUAUCAGUGAUAAGAAAACUUGUGCUAACUAGAAUUUGCUCUAAAUCAAUAGCUAAAAUAAAAAUGUACAAUAUAAAUUGUUUGGUCCAAGUGUACGUUCAGAAAAAAUCCAAUAUACACUGGAAGGGGAGUGGGGGAUAGCUGAGCCCACCCCCACCCCCUUUCAUAGGUUUUGGGUCUGUAGAUAAUCUAGAGUGUGACAACAACAAUGAGCAUGGCUUUACACAAUGAUAUUUAAAGGGACACACUAAGCUGCAAAAUUACUGCAUCUUAUUGAACUUGUUUUGUAGCCAUUGCAAAUGGUGUAAGGAGGUCCUUUUUUCCCCGUAAACAAUUUAUUAGGACUACAGCUGUAACAUUAUGGUUUAUGAAGUCCCCUGUCCCUUUCUGUUUGCACAUAGUAUAUUGUAACUGCAGCUAUACGGUUGUGGUGUAAGGUCUCUGUCUCCCUGCAGAAUGUGUAUUAUAACUGAAGAUCUAAAGUUAUGAUGUAAGGAGUAUAAUACUUUUCUCUAUUCCUAGGUAGGGCAGAAUUUAAGUUACAUUUUUAAUUAUUGGGAAGUUAGAGGAGGAGGGUAGGAGCUUUGUAUUAUUCACUCAGCCAUGGGCAGCUUGUUUUAGGUGACUGAGAUUAGCACAUUCUGUGUACUUAGAACAGAGGCAAACUUUGAAGAAAAUAGAUAUUGCCAGGCAGGAGAAGUCUAUUGUCUCACAGCCUUGGGAGUUGGUCCAAUUAAAUUUAAGGCAAAAGUAGCUAAUUUGGAAGGCUAACUGAAUUGGAUAAUGUCUCCAAUUUCAGCUAUUUUCAUCUUAAAUUUGAAAUUCACCUUGAAUUCUCCCUUUGUGUAAAACCCUGUAAGUGCUACUCUGGGAAAAAAACAUUUUCGAAAAGAAUGGCUCCACAUUAAACCCUUCCUGGUUGUAGAAAAACAAUACAUGAGACCUGUACAAGCUCACCCUAUUUAUCCAGCUACCCUAGAGGUUCAAAUUCCAUGACUUACCAUAUACUUCUGGAAGUCCCAUCCACUCUUCAUGUUAAAGGACCACUAUAGUGCCAGGAAAACAUACGCGUUUUCCUGGCUCUAUAGGGUCUCCCUCACCCAAAAGGCCCCCCUCCUGCCAGGUUCUAGGGGGAGGAAGGGGUUAAUCACUUACCUUUCUCCAGCACUGGGCUCCCUCGACGCUGGGGACUCUCCUCCUCCUUUCCCCGUCAUCUGCUGAACGCGCAUGCGUGGCACGAGCCGUGCGUGCAUUCAGCCAGUCCAUAGGAAAGCAUUCUCAAUGCUUUCCUCUGGACGCUGGUGUCUUCUCACUGUGAAAAUCACAGUGAGAAGCGCGGAAGUGCCUCUAGCGGCUGUCAAUGAGACAGCCACUAGAGGCUGGAUUAACCCAUUUGUAAACCUAGCAGUUUUCCAUUUGAAAAAGUCUUUUUUUUGACGAAACGCGUUAUGGAUAUUUUAUACUGUGUAUUAUUGUAUUAAAAGUUAAUUUGGUUAUUUGCUUGUGCCAAUUAUCCCUUUUUACACACAACUUUUUUUUAUUAUUUUUACCCUGGCUUUUUUUAAAAUUAAUUUAUUAUUUUAACCAAUUUUGGUUUUAUCAACUAAUUGGAAGAUUCCUGCACCCCAAGAAAUCCUAAGUGGGGAUUAAUCCACUUAUGCUGACAUCAUAGAGCAGUCUGCCUGCUCUCUAUUUGUAAGUACAUUUUACAGUGAGCACUAUUGGUUGUUUCUUCUUCUCGAGAAUUGGUCACCACUGACUAAGAGAUAUCCACCAUAUAUCCCAUAAGUGGGGAUUAUACCGCUGUGUGCGCUUUACCCCAGAGCUGGAUAUAAGCUCUUGUAAAUGUGAGUUUUCAAUCAUUAUCUCUUACUACGUCUAAAUUUGAGUUAAACAUAUUGCACUAUUGGUUGUCCCUCUCUUCUUUCUUUUAUAUAAGAGGACCCACUAUUUUAUUUGAAGAAUCUACCAUUGUACCAGCCUCCCAGAAAGACUAUCCGUAAGGACACACAAGUUGGACUUUUAUGUGGACUUCAUCCUUUUUAUUAUAUUUUAUGUAUCGCAGCCUUUUCUAUCUGUUCCUUUUAUCUAUCUUGUUUUAAGGGUAUUUUGAGGGAUUCCCCUUUAAGGGUUGCUGCCUACAAGUUGAUCAGCGCUGUCAUCAUCAUUGCCCUGUUGUGGUUCAAGUUACUUUGUUCCCUCUAGUGCGUUUUCUGGUUUGAUAUAUAUUUGUUAUUUGACUUUGGCUCUGCUUUGACUACUCUGUGUUCUCCUUCCCUUUGACUCUGCUUGUGAUUAUCGCUUUUCCUGUUUUCUGGAUUCCCUGACCUCGGCUCGCCCCUGACUAUUCUCUGUCCUUGCUAGUUAGGCUUGCAAUGCCGGUUCGGCAACUCUAAGAUCCGGUAUACGUUUUCUUAUUUGCGCUUUGCCAAUUGGAUCCCUGUAAAACUAGAAAGGUUUUAUAUUUGUUUUAUCAGUACCAACCAGUAAUCACCUAAAUGGGUCCUGAAGUGAUUAUUGUGAUUGACAUUGGUGUUCUUUGUGUGUACAUAUAUUUGCGGAAUAGUAAAGGGAGUAAGGUAUUUUUUUGUACUUUAUUUGAAAACAUGUUGGCUGUUAAAAAGUGCAUGUUUUUUUUUUAGACACUCAGUGUAAUUAACUUGGAUAUAUAUAUACAGCCUUGUGCUACAUAACUAACCCCUGCUUAAAGGACCACUAUAGUGCCAGGAAAACAUACUCGUUUUCCUGGCACUAUAGUGCCCUGAGGGUGCCCCCACCCUCAGGGACCCCCUCCCGCCCGGCUCUGGAAAGGGGAAAAGGGGUAAAACUUACCUUUUUCCAGCGCCGGGCGGGGAGCUCUCCUCCUCCUUCUCUCCUCCCCAUCGGCUGAAUGCGCACGCGCGGCAAGAGCUGCGCGUGCAUUCAGCCGGUCACAUAGGAAAGCAUUCAUAAUGCUUUCCUAUGGACGCUUGAGUGCUAUCACAGUGAGAAGCACGCAAGCGAAAUAGGGGAAGGCUUAACCCAUUCAUAAACAUAGCAGUUUCUCUGAAACUGCUAUGUUUAUGAAAAAAUGGGUUAACCCUAGAGGGACCUGGCACCCAGACCACUUCAUUAAGCUGAAGUGGUCUGGGUGCCUAGAGUGGUCCUUUUAAUGACAUUUGGACAAUAAUGUAUCUUCAAUAGAAAACUAUCUGUAGACCGUUUUUACAUCCAAAAUCAUUUUAUUAAAACUUAUUUUUAUCCACCCUGAGUAACAACCCACCAGAAUUACUUAAAGUAACCUAAAAAAAUACCAUAGAAUCAUUGAAAGUAGUUGCCCUUCGGUGGGUCCCCGCUCAGAUCUCAAUCUGGUUUUAGCUCAUCUUGUGCCAGGACAUAUUAGACUGAUCCCACCCAAAAGGCCAGAAUUGAUCCAAAAUGAAUGAGAGAUAUAGCCUGCCCUUCGGUGGAUCUGCACUCAAAUGUUUAGCUGGUAUAUGCACAGCCAUGUAACAUCUAAUGUCUGCUCCUACCUUGCUCCUGCCCUGAUAUAACUCAGCUGGCGUUGCUUAGGAACACGUCUACUAGCGUUAGAAUGGAGAGAUAAUUAUCACUCUUCAUAUAUUCUCUGAGCAAGCACAAGGCCCACUUGCUAUAGGUAUAGUGCUGUGAGCAGGAGAACCGCCUCUAGUAGUGUUCUCAUUCUCUCCCCUGUCACUCAGUUUUCAACCUAGACCUCUAUGUCAAGAAUUAAUUGAUUGGGAGAGACUCCAUUUUAAACUCCUUUUUUAAUUAAAACCUAUACAUUUAUGUACUUUAUUAUUGCUACCUUUAGUCCGUCGUGACAGAAUCACUUUAAACUCUGUUAUCCUUUUUUAAGUGGGACGACUACCCAUCAGCCACUGCUGUACUGGAUGAUAGAAAGAAAGAUACAAUUACUGGAAUCAUGAACAAAGUUUCCAUUGUCCAUUUAAAUCUUCCAGGCACUGAUUUUUUUUCUUCUUAGCUGUAAUUUGUGUUAAAAUGAUAGCUUUGGGUACUGAGCCAUGAAGCAGUUUUUUUUAAAUUUUUUUAUUUUUCCCGUCGUCCUUGCCAAAGGACACGUACCUGCACUUUAAGCAUAAGAAUGAAAUAGUGUGCUUUCUGAAGUAAGUCUCCUGAGAUAAUAGAAUUUUCCUCUGUCAUUUAGCAGUGUAUGGGAAGGUACACAUACAAAUCACGUCCUAAAUUUUAAGGUUCAGCAAUACCUAGGCAAGCAGAAUGGGCUGACUUUAUGUAGUUACUGUUUAAAGGGAAAUAUUGUAGGCACAACUGUUUGUUAGUGGUUAUGGUGUCAGGGCACUACUGUUCUUUCAAACCUGCAAAAUAGACUCCUUAAAUGCAAAACUUGUAGAUCUGCUUAAAAACUUGUCUAUCAAAGGGCUAGUUGUUCCACCUCUAGCUUUUAGCACACAUACCGAGCUGACGUGGAGAGAUUUGCAGUUGUUGCAUCCCAGGAGGGGAGCUUGCAAGUACAAAUUGUGUGUGUGUUAUUUAUGCUGAGUGCUUCCUUGCCCACCAAUCGUCAAGAAAGAAAGGCGCAGUCUUUAGACUUGCAGGCAUUGAUCCCUGGCAGUGGGGACAUAUCAACUUUUUGUUGGUCCUAUUUUGUCAAUUUAAGGGAUAAUGGUGCCUAGCACGUCUCAUUAAAUGUUGGUGAACUUCAUUUAUGACUUCUCCUCUCAUACUUGUGCCGCUCAGCCACUGACAGCACUGGUCAGUGAGCUGAACUGCAGUUUAGAAGACAACCGUGAAGACAGGAAAUGAUCUGUCUGCCUGUCGCUGUUCUUAUUUGGACAGCCAAAUACAACACCAAAAAACUACCAGUGUGUUAAUAUAAGUAUGAAAUAUACUUAUCUAUGAAUCAAAAUAAGCAGCCUCUCAAGGUCGUUAACCCAUAAACGACCUUUACACAAUAUAUGGAAAAAACUGCGGAGAUAUGGGAUACGGCUGAAUUUAAUCUAAAAUAAGGUACAUAAAAACAUAUAUUGUGUAAUACAGUCAGUGUGUAUAUAAUGCUCCAAAAUGGUGUACACUCACAAGAUUGAGACUUUAAAAGCGCUCAAGGGUGCCUCCCCGAUGAAAAUGGGUGGCUAGAUGUUCUCACGUCCACUCCAAUUUAUGAGAUGGAAAAUCAGGACUCCAAAGGUGAAAAUGAGGUAAGAAAUUAGAAAUGUAUUUAUAAAAAAGUGGGUAUAAACCACCAGCAGAUGGUAUAAAAAGGAAUACAGGUCCUAUGCGUUUCAUUCCACCACGGGAACUUCCUCAGGGACCAAUGAUAAUCCAGCAAUAAAAGUAACAAUGGGUCAUCUAAUUACCCCACUUUCUGAGUCACUAUAUAUAGGGAUAACCCCUAAAAUAAUUGGUGGAUCCGUGGGUGUUGUCAUCUUCCUGCCGUUCCUAUAGGUACACUCACAAUGCUUGUCCAGGUGUUUAGAUUCAAUUGGUGUCCUUCCCGCUCGCUGUUCUUAUUUGCUUUGGGAAGCUAUUCUGUGUUACACUCCUGAGUUUCCAGGAAGAACGCACCUGUAAAAAAUGACUGGGCAUGAGUAGGGAUAUGAAUGAAAUUUACCUAUGCUUUUAUGUCACCAAUUUAAAAUACAGUGUGAAUCACAAAUCUGUUUUGUCAAUUAUUAAUUUUAUUUUUAUAUACAUUAUAUAAUGCAUUUCAAUUGUCAUUUCCAUCCUGAUGUGUUCCUUUAAGUAUCCUGGGUGUUUUGGUGAUGCCUGGCGCUCAGAUUUUUGUUUACUUUUGAUAUUAGCAAUGCUGUUAAAACUAGUACCAUUUAUUUAUUUAUGUGUAGGAACGCUUAAAACUUGUGACUGUUCUCGGUGCUGGCCUUCUCUGUGGUACAGCGCUAGCUGUCAUCAUACCAGAAGGUGUUCACUCUCUCUAUGAAGAAAUACUUGAAGGUUGGUCUGAUUUCAUUGUAUUUUCUAUAUAAAUGCACAAAACUGAUGGAGAUUACAUUCGUCUUUUCCAAAAGCAAAACUAACGUUCUGUCCCAAGUGACAAUGAUUCAUUAAAAAUCAGUACAAUACAAAAAACGUACAUUAAUAAUUCAUUUCAUUGUAAAUUUUCUUAAAAUGUUGAUGCAAUCAUGUUAAAGAACAUAAGAUAGUAAAUUGAUUGUGUGAAAGGAAGAGUCCACCAUAGUUCAUGUAAAAGCGAAGUUGGAUAAAAGUAAACCAUUCACGUUGCAGAGUUCCUUCCUUGUUUCUAUUUAUCCUCUUCCAUGUUCCAAACUCCAGUGUUUACCAUUACACACAGUAUUGCACCACAAUGAAGAUUGAUAUUUGACUGUAAAUAAUUACUGUUUUCCUUUAUUUACUUUAAAGGCUUAUUCCAACCCUUUUUCUUUUGUCUUUUUUCUUUACAUUGCAGUAUAUGUUUCUCUACAGGCCAUUAGUUAAUAGGUCUCUCCCCCCCCCCCCUUUAUUACUUUAGAAAACUCUGCAAAAUAAAGUUAAACCUUCUCUAUAUACUAGGCUGCACACCACGUCCCUCUCCGUCCCAAUAAAAUACUUCUCAUAGAGCAGUAUUUGGUUGGACUGUUCUCACUAAGAGUAAAUGCGUGUGCUCUGAGUUGGGAGGGAAAGAGCAAAGGAGGGGAUUAGAAAAAAACAAAAAUGGGCAAAUGUGAAGAAAUAAAGGUGGUAGGGAAGGUAGACGCUUCUUGCAGGUGCUGCCUGCAAUAGUGGAAGCUCACAAUGUCUGUCUCCAGUGCACGCUGACCACAGAUAUAAUAUAUAUAUAUAUCUAUCUAUUAUAUAUAUUUUUUUUUUGCACACAAGUAUUGGGAAAAUGUUCCUGAACAGAGUUCCGGGCAGUCUACGUCACGGGUAUCAGGAGUGUAACUAGCCCCUAUGUCACUGCACAUACAGAUUCCUUCCUCCAUGACAGCUUCUAAAAACAGACGUGGUCAUGGACGCUGGAGUAACCCUUUAAUAUUUUAGUUUAAUUUUUAAUUUUAUAUUUAUUUGUUCCUUAUAUUAUGAAAUUCUUCAGUACUUCUAUGAAAAUUUGUGGUCUGCUCUAUUUCUUAGCAAAGCAUCAUGAGAUGGGGAGAUUCAGAAGGUAAAAGAAGUGGAAACAGGACCUGAAAUUGCCACUGCACAUGAGCAUGACCACUCUCAGUUGCAUGCUUAUAUCGGAGUCUCGUUGGUACUUGGCUUUGUCUUCAUGCUACUGGUAGAUCAGAUUGGCAGCUCUCACAUGCACUCUGCGGAUGGUAAGUAAAGAUCGGUGGGGUUUUAAGGAACCCGGGAGCUGAAUGUAAGGGGGUUUUUUUUUUGUUGUUGUUUUUUUUUUUUUUUUAACAUUUCGUUGCUGCUCUGUGUUUCAGAUCCAGAGGCAGCAAGAGCCGCCAGUUCUAAGAUCACUACGACCCUCGGUCUUGUGGUCCACGCUGCAGGUUUGUGUUUAUUUUAAUUAAUGUUGACUUUCUAAUAAAAUCAGUAUUGAGAAUAUAAGCUGCCAGAUCAGACCGCAAAGCAAAGUCUGUUUCCCCCCACUGUAAACAUGUGUAACAAUCUUUAUUAAAUAAAGUUUUAUUGUAAAACAAAAGUGGUGAAACUAUGAGAAAAAUAUAUGAGCAUAUAACAUACCACUAAAUUUACAGAAAUGCUGUUAACAUUGUAAAAAAAAAAAAGAAAAAAGUAAUGAUUAAGCACAAAGUACAUGGUACUAUGUUUAAUGAACAAGAGACAACAAUGAUAUGACCCAGGCAUGUUGGGAAUGUAACUGCAGAAGAUAGACUCUUACUGUUCCAGGGCUUUGUACCCCAAUCUAUCCCCUCAUACUCCGUAACAGACCGAUCAAGAUCGAAAACAUAGAAUCCUUCUUGUCAUUCAAAGACCUCUAAACUUAUGUUAAAGAUCUAACAGAAAGCCCUACUGUCAAAGUCUUGAAGCUAAAGGUUCCCAUCCAAACAAAUUACAAGAAAGAUUCGAAUGUCUGGGUAGAUAAAUUUUUACUGUAAAUAUCAAUGAAGGUGCUGUAACCUCAGCAUCUACCAGUGACCUCAUUUUUUUAAGAGAAAAUGUGGUAAAUGUUGGAUAUGAAAAUUUGUUUAAAAAAACCCCAGCAAUUAUUAAUGAGGUCUAAACUUGAAUACACUGCUCUGCUGUAAGGACAGACUAUCUUGUAUUACAGUAGCUCUGUCACUUUGCAGAUUUUGCUUUUGUAGUAAUCCUUUUUUUUUGUCCCCCUAUUUCUCUUUGUUUUUAAUUUUUGUAAUUCACCUUAGUUUAUUUCUAUAUAAGAAAAAGUAGGGACUACUUUUUCUCAAGGCAUGCAUGAUUUUUGGCAAUGAGCGGAACUUGAGCAAAGUUCCAUUUCAGAUGCUAAGCUAAUUUACCCACAAUCCAUCAGUUAAAAGAAUCCCACAGAAGGGCAAAGUGCAGACUUCAUGGACAGAGGAGAACAAAAUGGAGGCGUCCAAGUAUUAAGAUCCAGUGCAAGGAAAAAAAGAUAAUAAAUAUUAAAGGCAAGUGGCAAAGAAUGGAGCCUAAUCAUUAAAAUACAAGGCCCGAAAAGAGAGCUAAAAAUAAAAAAUAAAAAAAAUGUUUCCGUGCUGCUUUAGUGCCUUCUGGCUUUGGUUGCAAUUAGAAUCGGUACUGUUAAUAUCAUCUUGGUGAAAGCUCAGUUUAGACUCUGCUGACCGGUAUAAAUGACAUUUUGCAACAACCAUAACUAGGGUAAGCAGGAGAUUUGUGUUUCUGACCAGAGAGUAGGUCACAUGACCCUUUCAUACAGGACUGUGUUCAAAACAUCUGUCAACAUACAUGCAUAGCGUAAUGGUUAUAUAACAUGGGCUAAAUUUGCACAUCACCUACAAAAAUGCAGCAUGCUUACUUUCAGAGUCUGCAGAACAAGCAGAAGAAUGUGUGACUUGUAUUUUACUUGCAAGUUAACUAAUUAGAGGCUUUUUUGCACUAUUUUACUUUGCUACAUUUUGUUCUGUGUCAUUCCAUUAUAGAUUGCUGAUCUGGCUCUGUAACCAUAACAUGUACAAUGAUUUUAAUUUUUCCUUACCUUCCCCCGUGCAUGAUGGUAUCUCACAAUCCACUGUUGUGUUAGCCAGAAAAAAUAGAAUGGGGUAGUAAUUGCCAUGUUAGCAAUUCCUGACAUAGUGUCAUGUGCAUUCUAUUAGUGAUCCCUUCCUUUCUAAUCUGUUCUUUAGUCAUGUUUCAUGUGUUUUGACAUUAUCUUUAGAUAAAAUCUUUGUAUGUAUUUCUCUUUUAUUAUAGCCGACGGUGUUGCCCUGGGAGCUGCUGCUUCUACGUCUCAGACUAGUGUUCAGAUUAUUGUGUUUGUGGCCAUCAUGUUGCACAAGGUAUGAGGUCCUCAUCCCGACUACAUUCCUUAUUUCCUGUGUUUGCAUUUAAGCACAAAGGCAUGUAUGUGUAUGGCUCCAUCCUUUUUGUGUGCAGUGUUAGAUAAAUGAUAUUUUGGCAAGCCUGAGUGCAGAAUUAUGUGUUGGGUAAUGUAUACUAUGCUACAGACUUAUUCCUGCUCUGACUCUUUCCAGGCGCCGGCGGCAUUCGGUCUGGUGUCUUUCCUUAUGCAUGCUGGAUUGGAGCGGAAUCGGAUACGCAAGCAUCUCCUGGUGUUUGCCUUGGCAGCUCCUGUUCUCUCAAUGCUUACAUACCUGGGCCUAAGCAAGGUGAGGCUAGUCACGCAUUCUCAGUAACAAAUCAGAAUUCCAAGUGCUACUAGAGAGAUUUACAAUUUGCAAUUCGAAAGAUUCUAAGAGGUUGUUCCAUUAAGAUAUAAGGUGUCUGGCUGGCUGCUUUCAAUAUUAGGAUUUAAAGCAAAUGCUUGUGUUCAUUUUUAUGGGAUAAAUAGUUGAUUAUCCAAGAGCAGUCCCACUUAUCACCUAGGAUUAGGUCAUUUUACACACAGCUCAGGUUCACCAAUCAGGCCAUGAGCAUCGAUUAGCAGAACCGCUGACCACUCUUGAGCUUGGAUCUCUCUUCGUGGUUAAGAGCGAGCUCAGUCCAAGUUGUUCAUGGAGCCUCCACACUCAAUUUUGAUAAAAUUAAUAUUGUCAGCCUGGAGGUGCAGGUGCUGGCUGUCUUUUAAUUGCUGCUGCUCUAAACCACUCUCUGAGCUGAGAGGUUGCAGGGUACUCUCUACCAUCUGCUCUGCAAUAAUGCUAAAUGCUUAUUGUGCUUAGACUGAAUUUUUAAGAUACAGUCUAAUAGACUGUUUUUAAGGACAUACGAGCUUGUAAUUUAAACUCUGUGCCAUAUCUCAUUGUCUUUCUACAGAGCAGUAAAGAGGCCCUCUCUGAAGUAAAUGCCACAGGAGUCGCAAUGCUCUUCUCUGCUGGGACGUUCCUUUACGUGGCCACAGUCCACGUUCUCCCUGAGGUGGGGGGCAUGGGACACAGUCACAAACCAGAAGGUGGUGCUGCAAAGGGACUGAGUCGUUUGGAGGUGGCCGCUUUGGUUUUUGGCUGUUUAAUACCACUGGUCUUAUCGAUAGGACAUCAACACUGA
Molecule: messenger RNA, 11466 nt
Organism: Pelobates cultripes (western spadefoot toad)
Lineage: Eukaryota; Metazoa; Chordata; Amphibia; Anura; Pelobatidae
Source: the annotation of a GenBank genome assembly